Cladocopium goreaui is the source of this 1422-nucleotide messenger RNA. The record is from the annotation of a GenBank genome assembly. Lineage: Eukaryota; Dinophyceae; Suessiales; Symbiodiniaceae.
GUUCUCUAUUUGUUUGCUGGGAAGCGGCGGCAAUCGGAUGUCAGCACUUUCUUGAAAAAGCUGGAGGAAGCUGGAAAGAUUCGAUUGCAGUUGCAGGAAUUUGACAUCGAACGUUCUGAGACACAUGAUUUGCGAAGCAAAGAGCUGUGGGACCAGAUAUGUGAGACACUCAAGGUAUACCCUGAGAAAGUGAAGCAUAGAAAACUUGAUGACUCCGAGUUCAAUCCCAUUGCAAACAACUAUCAAUCAGCUCAGGUCUCAUCCACUGAGUUGGAAGCCAAGUUCAGAGAAGAGGAGGCAUUGGGGCGCAUGUACCCGACCAGGUUUUCUACGUUGAAGCAGGAGUUUGGUGAAGAGCGUAUCAGGAUUGCUGCCAUGGCUGCGAUUGCCAAGCCUGACGGCACCGUCAGGCCACUACAUGAUGGUACACAUUCAGUUCAAGUUAACAAUCGCAUUGUUUACAGAGAUCAGAUACAAUGCCCUGGACCUGCUGAAGUUGCAGCAGUGGUGAGGGAAUCUGUUGAAACCUUGGAAGCUCCCUUUUGUGUGUCGGCAGACAUUAAAGCGGCACACAGACUUGUGAAGGUGCGUCGUUGUGAUUGGCCAUACAUGUGUUGCAAAGCAAACACUGACUCACCUACAGUGUGGGUUAACAGGGUUGGAACUUUUGGCAUCUCAAGCGCGCCCUACUGGUGGGCGAAACUCUUUGCAAUGGUUGGACGAUUUGUAGGGCAUCUCAUGAUGAACGCUAGGUUUCUUCAUCUGGUUUAUGUUGACGAUUUACACGGAUCAUUUGUCGGCAGGGAGAAAUUUACGAACUUGUGGGUUUGGAUUUUGGCCUUUGAACUGGUUGGCACGCCGUUUGCCUAUCACAAGUUUCGUGGCGGGUUCUCCUCUGAAUUUGUUGGAUACCAACUGAGAUAUGACCUCAAUGAGGUAGGGAUUUCUUUACGAAGGGGCGAUUGGCUUGUGAAAUGGAUCAACACCGCUGCGGAAAAGAGGUUUGUGGUUGUGACCCGUGAAUUCUCUGAAUUUCUUGGCCGGCUUGGAUUCGUCUCUCAGUUACUGGUGUGGCUGAAGCCGCAUUUAUCGCCAUUGUAUGCUUGGGCAUCAGCCACAUCCGGCAGCACAGUUGCGAAGCUUCCGGAUGCGGUGAUCUUGACAAUGACAUAUUUGCUGACUGAGUUCAGAUCUGAAACUUACAUGGUCUCAGCGAAGAGGCCGGCCACAUUCACAGGUGAGCAAUUCAGGACAGAUGCAAAGUGCACUGACACUUCAGUUGUCCUUGGUGGAUGGGAAAUACUGGUCGAUGGUUCCAGCUUAUUCUGUCGGAGUCCGACGUGCCAUAUUUAUUUUCACAUGGGAAGGGGUCACAGUGGGCCUCAACUUCGGCCGAAUUAUUGGCGACACUUGCAGCAUUAG